This is a messenger RNA of Kogia breviceps (pygmy sperm whale), 1571 nucleotides long. The record is from RefSeq and is a predicted model, not a curated record. Lineage: Eukaryota; Metazoa; Chordata; Mammalia; Artiodactyla; Physeteridae.
CAUGGGCCAGACCUCCGUCUCCACGCUGUCCCCGCAGCCCAGCCGCGUUGACGGACUGGAAAAAGCUUCUAUAGCAAACUCAGAUGGCCCAACAGCAGGCUCCCAAACACCUCCCUUCAAGAGAAAGGGGAAACUCUCCACCAUUGGUAAAAUCUUUAAGCCUUGGAAAUGGAGGAAAAAGAAGACCAGUGACAAAUUUAGAGAAACAUCAGCAGUGUUAGAAAGGAAGAUUUCUACAAGACAAAGUAGAGAGGAGCUGAUAGGAAGGGGAGUUCUUAAGGAAUUGCCUGAUCAAGAUGGAGAUCCAACUCGUUCCUCUCAUUCAAGAAAAACAACUGGCUCCAAAGCAACAGCUUCACCAUCUACUUCCCCCACCUCAUCUCGUCCUAAAGCUUCAAAGGAGACAGUCUCUAGCAAAGCAGAGGUAGGAAUCCCAAAGGGCGAGAAGAAAACUGGCGAGCAGCCAAUGUCUCAGCCGUCCUCAGAUGCAACCACUUCUGGCAUAUCUGACCUUAAAGGAGAGCCUUCGGAGACCAGGGUGAAACUUGGCAACAGACCGUCUAAGAAGGGAUUAGAGGACAGAAACGUCCUGCAGCGUACCUCUGAAGAAGAGAGGCAGGAAAUCCGACAGCAAAUUGGAACCGAGCUCAUCAGGAGACUUAGCCAGAGGCCCACAACUGAAGAAUUAGAGCAAAGAAAUAUCCUGAAGCAAAAGAAUGAAGAAGAAGAGCAAGAAGCAAAAAUGGAACUUAAACGCAGACUCAGCAGAAAGCUCAGCCUGAGACCCACAGUGGCAGAGCUGCAAGCUCGAAGGAUCCUGCGGUUUAAUGAGAUGUAUGUAGAAGUCACCGAUUCACCUGACUAUGAUCGCCGGGCAGACAAGCCCCGGGCCAGGUUAACACCUGCAGACAAGGCAGCAAUAAGGAAAGAACUAAAUGAAUUUAAAAGUACAGAAAUGGAAGUUCAGGAAGAGAGUCGACAGUUUACCAGGUUUCAUCGUCCAUAACGAAGUGCGGGACUCUUUGGAAACAGACUGAUCAUCUUUGGGGGAAUCCUCGCUUCCUGAAAACCUGAUAUUGCACUGGGAUUUGAAUGUGUGUGUUUCCGUUUAACUUGUGGUGAAGGAAGCGUGAGAAACGUGCUCCCCACCUAUACAGCCCGGAUAGGCCAACAAGCCUAUCCGGGUGCAGCGACUCUGCUGUCCAGCAUGUGGAUUGAUGGUAAGGGAUACCAUGGUUACACCACUUAUUCUCCAUCAGGAGUUUUGUUUGUUGAUGAGCAGAAGACAAUCGCUGGUUCCCUGUUGCCAGAAAGCCACAUUUAAGAGUGCGAGUUAAAGAAGAAUGGGGAAUGGAAUUUCUGAGCACUGGAGAGGGGUGGGGGGUUGAAAAUCAGCAAGCAAGAGAAGUACUUCAUUAUGUUAAUGAAAGGAAGAAAUGGAAGCAUAAAGGUAUUUUCAAAGUAGGUUUUUGGUAGUUGAGAACUUAUUAAGGGAUUUGGGAGUUUAAUCACCCAAGGUGGAUUUCCUAAAGACCUGACCCUAGAAGAAUAUUCUUGUUUCAUCAUUAUAU